GAUGAGUACGCUACACCCGGAAGUGUCUCCGGUGAGAGGAAGGUGGUGGCCUCACGGGUAUGGGCCGCAACAAGAAGAAGCGAGAUGGUGAUGACCGGCGGCCCAGGCUAGUUCUCAGCUUCGAUGAGGAGAAGAGGCGGGAGUACCUGACAGGCUUCCACAAGCGGAAGGUCGAGCGGAAGAAGGCAGCCAUUGAGGAGAUUAAGCAGCGGCUGAAAGAGGAGCAGAGGAAGCUUCGGGAGGAGCGCCACCAGGAAUACUUGAAGAUGCUGGCAGAGAGAGAAGAGGCACUGGAGGAGGCCGAUGAGCUGGACCAGCUGGUGACAGCAAAGAUGGAGUCGGUGCAGUACGACCACCCCAACCACACAGUCACCGUGACCACCAUCAGUGACCUGGACCUCUCGGGGGCUCAGCUGCUCAGGGUGACCCCACCUGAGCGUCAGCAAGUCCACGGCCUCUGCCACCUUGUCCAUGUCGAUGGCACUCAGCCGCAGCCGGUCCACACACUCCAGCCGCGGCCUGAACUGGAAGAAGGGCAGGGGCCCCAAAGCCAAACUGGGGAGCGCACAAGUCAUGGAGGCCUCACCGGCUGCCGCGGCUACAGCGAUGUCGGGCCCCUCUGGGCCGCUGGAGAGCGGGGAGGGGCUGGAGACAGGUCUGAGGAGGAGGCAUCAUCCAUGGAGAAGCCCACCAAAGCCUUGCCCAGGAAGUCCAGAGACCCCCUGCUCUCUCAGCGGAUCUCCUCCCUCACAGCAGCACUGCAUGCACACAGCCGCAAAAAGGUCAAGAGGAAACAUCCCCGCAUGGCCCAGGACUCUAAGAAGCCCCCAAGGGCCGCUCGCACCAGCAGGGCCCAGCGUCGCCGUUUGACAGGCAAAGCACAGCACAGCAGGGAGUGAGGCUGAGAACCAAGCCGCGCCCCAGUCCAGGCUGCGGGGACCUGGCCUUUGUCAUCUUGGCUGUCCCUGUUGCUCAGCCUGCACCAAGGUGAUGACUGCACAGCCCAAAGUUGGGAAGCCAGGACCUCUCUGGCCUGGGGCCGGCUGCCUUUGCCUGGGGUUUGAAUUUCAGAAGAAGUGGGCAGCUGAGCGCAGCCUCCCCGGGAAGAGCCUUCGGAGACACGUUGGGGCAUCUUCCCAAAUGUGCACCCCACCUGGCACUUAUCAAAUUUGGGAAACUCAUCAGAGAUUUGUGCACUCGUGAUUUGUUUGCCCCGAUACCACGUGCAAGGGCAUUUUCUGGGGUGGUUGACAUGGACAGGGGCCAUGGCUCUAUCCCCAGCAGUUUUCCCUGUGGUUGCAAUAAAGUCCAGUUCUGCUUCUA
This is a messenger RNA of Callithrix jacchus (white-tufted-ear marmoset), 1323 nucleotides long. The record is from RefSeq and is a predicted model, not a curated record. NCBI's taxonomy places the organism in Eukaryota, Metazoa, Chordata, Mammalia, Primates, Cebidae.